This is a messenger RNA of Nasonia vitripennis (jewel wasp), 2162 nucleotides long. RefSeq names its product odorant receptor Or1-like. The coding region runs from base 1173 to 2135 and encodes 320 amino acids. The record is from RefSeq and is a predicted model, not a curated record. Gene Ontology annotation, cellular component: plasma membrane. Gene Ontology annotation, biological process: sensory perception of smell; detection of chemical stimulus involved in sensory perception of smell. The transcript has 3 exons. Lineage: Eukaryota; Metazoa; Arthropoda; Insecta; Hymenoptera; Pteromalidae. Gene Ontology annotation, molecular function: olfactory receptor activity; odorant binding.
UAAUUACAUAGUUAAUUUACACACAUCACUGUUUGUACAAAGAUUUUUUUUUACACUUUGUGUAUGAAACACAGUGACGCCGAAAAUGCAUCGUAAGAGUAUCUUUGCUUGUGUGCUAACGACCACAAAAUGGCGAAUCCACAUUUUCGUAUUACCAAAAUGUAGUAUCACCUAAGAACUUGUGCAAAUUUUGACUGCUUAUACAAAGUUUAUUACAGCAAAACUAGGGUCGGACUAGACAAAACUAUGGAACUUUUUUAUAGCACUGACGCAUAAAUCCGCUGUCACGCCUAUCCGUGGCAUAAGUAGUCCAUUUUUGCACCGUGCAGUUAGCGCCCGAGCGUAGCGAGGGCGAUCAGUAUGGUGCAAUAAUGGACCAUUUAUGACACGGAUAGGCCUGACAUAGAUUCCGAUUUAUGCCACCCAGUGUUAUAAAAGAUUUUAUAAGUUCUAAAAAUUAUUACAUAUUGUUGUAUUAUAUAGAGUCAAUUAACUAUUUAUUGCAAUUUGAAUAUUCGUGCUCUUCUAGUAGCGAUCUAUAUCAUCUAUAGUAUAGUUGGGCCUACACAGGUACCUACUUGACAGGUAGCCAUUCGGCUAUUCAUUCCACCGUCUGUCGAGCUCGAGACAAGUCUAGUCUCUCUCGCCGUCUCAACUCAAGUCAUUAAAUAAAAAUCAAGUCUAAGUUAUUCGCUUCGAGUUAUAUUUAUUUCGCUACCUUGGGUUACUUCACAUAUUUUUGUCAAAGUAUAAAUUUCCAUUCCUUUUACACAAAAGUAUUUAUACUACUCUAAUCUCAAAAUCAUAACUUUAAUGUGAAUUUUCGGCUGUCGUGGUAUAAAAUAUCAUAUGUAACGUGUGAAUAUAAAGAUAUAGAUAUAAAAUGCAGUUUUGCUUUACCUAUUUUUAACAUAAAACAAAUUAAUUUAGCAAUUUCGAAACUUGUGUCUAAUAGUAUCACGAAAAGCUCUUUAAAAAUUUUUAUUCUGUCUUAUUGUGUUUCGCAUGCGCUUGAAGAGGUGAAAAUACAUCAACAGUAUCAAAAAUACGUAAGGUGCGAGAGUUAGCUCAUACUCGUUAAUAUUGUGUGUGUGUGCGUGUGUGUGUUUGAACAACUGGAUGGAUUACUAUUAUUGCAUAUUUUAUAUUAAGUUAUUUUAUAUUUUGAAAAUAUGUACAUUUUAUAUAUAUAUAUAUAUAUAUAUAUAUAUGAAAUUGGAGAUAGAUACAUUUCUGUGAUUCUGAUUGGCAUGGUCCAAAUAACGGUAGUGGUGUGGCUGUCUGGGCCGUUUUUCCAAUCCAAGAACCAGCGUACCUUACCAUACAAGGUGUGGUUACCCUACGACAAUUCUCCUGACCGAAUUUUCUGGAUCACCUACGUCCCGGUUUCGAUUGCCAUAACUACUGUGGCCUUCAUUGCUUCAGCUAACGAUAUAGUGUUUUGUGGACUGAUUAUGGUGGUUUGUGGCCAACUUAAGCUCCUCACUUAUAGGUUGACUAGUUUACCUAAACGCGUAGAAAAGGCCCUGGUUGACAAAAAGUUGAAGCAUAAGGAGAUCGGCGCCUUUGAGCAAGAAAUGGUGAAACAAAACAUUCUUCAUCAUAUAUUUGUUUAUGAGUUGGUUUGGAUUAUUGAAGACAAAGUACUUACCCUGGUAGAGCAAGGUCGCUCUGAUGGCGGGUGUUUAGCUAAUUUCAUGCUGAUCUUCAACAGGUGUCGCAUAUUCUUCGAUGAAAACCCAAUAAUAUUUCUACCAGGGUACAUGGUAAAAUUAUUGGUUAUUGCUAAAUUACCCUUGUAUAUUUACAGGUUUGCCAACACAAUAAAAUCGGCUUUUACUUUGGUAAUAUUAACGCAAUUCAUAACGAGUUCUUUAAUCAUUUCUAUAAACGUCUAUCAAUUAUCAACCAGCAAAUCCAUUGAUAUGGAAUUUUUUACUAAAUUAUGUUUCCUUAUAUGCGUGCUCAUGGAGUUCUUCUUGUUUUGUUGGUUUGGAAAUGAACUAAUAGUUCAAAGUGAAGAAUUCGGCAACUUCAUUCAUAAGAUUGAUUGGAUUUCUUUGAGGCUCCAAUCGACAAAGCGUCUCUUGUUUGUAGCCUUGCGUGCAACAAAGCCAAUUGUAAUGUCUCGUUGAUUUUUUAUUGUUUUUUCACUAGAUUCG